AUGUAUUCAAUAUUAAUUGUAUAUUUACACUGUUAUGAAUAUUCAUUGGUUAGCCUGUUAACCACAGAUCAUAUCAUCAAUGAAUUCAUAAGUGAUAAUACUGAAGAAUAUGGCAAGUUGAUUUGGGGAAAUGAAUCCUACAGACAAUCUUAUCAUUAUUAUUAUACACAAUUGAUUAGAGUCGAUCAAUUGUCUCCAGUUGUAUUUAAUAAAUUUAAUAAAAGUUUAAUACCUGCAAUAUCAUAUCUGGGUGUGAAUACUUUAUUCCCAAUAAAAUAUUAUGGUAUGCAAUAUAAUUCAGUGAAUAUACUAUCUAAAGGAAUCGUGGGUAUUGGAAAAUCAUUUCGUCAUUCUGGAGCAAUGAAAAAAAUUGAAGUUUUUAAUGGGAUGGAUAAAGAUGGUGGAGUGGAGAUCAUGAAUACUAACAAAUUUUUGGCUAUCAAAUGGAUUAAUUUAAGUAUUUCUACUUUGCAUGAUGAUGAACCGGAAGAGUAUGCCAUAGUGGCUUGCAUUAUAUACUCCAAUGGAAAUAUAUCAGUUUACUUUGAGAAGAUACCAACAGAAUUUGGAAACAAUGGAGGGAAAAUAAGUAUUACAGAUGGUUAUGAUUAUGCUACAUAUAAUGCAACUGGACUAUACAUCAUUAAAACAUCGUACAGUAAUAUUAAAACUCCGAAAAUCAUGAUAAGAUCUGGGACGUUGGUUGAAUUCGCUCCAAAUACAAUUUGUUCAGAGCAAGAACUUUGUGAGACAUGUAUUAAAGCAUCCACUUUAAAUGAAAAAUGUUACUGGUGUCCAAUUGUCAAUAAAUGUAGUCAUGGGUUCGAUAUCCACAGGCCAUUAUGGAUGUUAAAAAACUGUUAUAUUAAAAACACUACAAAGUGUCAAGUGUCAACCAUUUCAGUGUACAAAGAGGAGCAUGGUCUGAGCAGCAUGCGAACCACUGAGUAUUAUUCAAAUAUUUUUCCUAACUACAGCUUUACAAACUAUACAAAAACAACUCCUGAACUAUCAACAACAAAUUCAUUAAACUCUAAAACCACGACAAAUGGAUUUCGAACUAACCAACUUCCAUCAUUUAUUUGGAAUAAUAGGAAUCUAGACAAAAGUGGUAUCAGUCUCCCUUUAUACUCGUUCAUUUUAAUGCCAACUGCAUUAGCGAUCCUUUUUCUAAGUCUAAUGUGUGCUCUGUGGUUAUGUGUAUAUAAAAGAUCAAAAGUAUGUUAUUGUCUCACUAAAGAAGUUGAAUUUUUUACUGUAGCAUUUUAUGUCUUUCGGCAUAAUCCAUUAAAAUGA
This is a messenger RNA of Schistosoma bovis, 1296 nucleotides long. Lineage: Eukaryota; Metazoa; Platyhelminthes; Trematoda; Strigeidida; Schistosomatidae. The record is from the annotation of a GenBank genome assembly.